Molecule: messenger RNA, 1051 nt
Organism: Fimicolochytrium jonesii
Lineage: Eukaryota; Fungi; Chytridiomycota; Chytridiomycetes; Spizellomycetales; Powellomycetaceae
Exons: 1
Coding region: 441-899 (152 amino acids)
Source: RefSeq, a predicted model, not a curated record
CCUAGACCUCCACAGUCACGAAUGCAUAGCAGUGCUCUGGCGAGGGAAGAAAAGUUCAUUCUGAGUCCUGCACAUGGCGGGAAAAACGCAAAGAGUCAACACUCAUGCUCUCGCUCUCGCGAUGGAGCCGACCAUUUCAGCCUCCACCAUCUCCGUGCGUUGAGCAGAGGCAGGUAAGAGUGUCGUCACUGGACCUCUCCACAGGUACGCAUACGGCAGACAUUUCAGGGCUAGGGAUUGAAUCGACGGAUACGAGACUGGAAAGUGGGGAUGGUUCAAUGAGGAUCAUCAAUGCUAUCAGGGGAAGUCAUGGAACCCAGGUGGAGAGAAGUCAGCAAGGUCCGCCGUCAGAGGUGGGACCGUCAAAAAAGACGAACGGCGUGCGGUCGGAAUGCUAAGAUAGGAGCGCAAUCCCGCGAAUCAGCGAAAUCUGCAAAGCGAUGAAAAUGUCGAGGAAGGAAUCCCAUCAAGCAAAGCAAAUGGCAAUCAAAUCGCCCCGCAAGCGACUGGCACUGGACGACGUCGCUUUCUGCAGCCUAGCUGUCAUUUACGGAUUGUUCAUCGUCACCGCUCCGAUUGCGUUGACUUUAGCGCUCAGCGAAGCUACUCAUGCCAUCUUGCACAUCAAGGUUCUCUUCGGCCUGGGAACGCAGUACACGGCCAAGGAAUUGGAAAGCCGUCGAUACUAUUUCAUCAGCGAUCUCUUCUCGGCGCUGCUGGCGUUCAUCGUCAUCAAAGAUCAGGGGUUGGCUCCAAGUUCCAUGUGGGAGAACGUGCUAGCGAUGUUAGAGGCGGGCCAUUUUCUGCUCCACUUGGUCUACAUCACUUUGUGGGAUAGUGAUUGCUCGCUUGUGAAGAGGAUUAGGGAAUGGAGUGCCGAGCCGUCUCUCAGGUGUUGAUGGGAAAUGCAAGGGGUCUCGCAUUGGGUUCAGAGCGUUGGGACGGCGUAUGAUGUUGUGACGCAUCUAGCGUUGUGCAGUACUGUGUUUGCGAAGUAUUUGCUGUAUAUGUAGCGAGUGGAUCGGGGAUAUCUGGCCGUAGCUUCUAUGAG